UUUGCGACCAAUGCACCAUCCCAAAAGGCAGCAAGACGUGGCGGUGAUUACCUGUUUUGGCACUCACUUUAGCCCAGCCAAUUACUUUCGUGUACAGAUAUGGCCGCAACAUUAACGGGCCUUCCCAACGAACUCCUCACCAUUAUUGUCCACCAGAUCUCCACUCAAGACAGGUUAUCUCUUGCCCAUCUUUGCCGUAGACUCAACCGUUUCGCCUUGUCCUACCAAUUUUACAAGAAACAUAUUACAUCGUACAACUCAUUUGGCAGCAAUGGCCGCAUAUUUUCCGACAUUUGCCACCUUCGAUUAUAUCUCACAACAGAGACUCCCUUCCCGGUCAUAGAGCUCGCGUUCACGUCCCAGUUCGAGAAGGAUAUGGCCCAAGUUCAGCAUUAUCUGAUCCCCUUGCUUUUCACAUUCAGUUCCUUGCCGAAGAGCUGUGUGACAGUCCCUGGAAAGAUGGCACAAUAGAACCAUCCAUAAAGCGAUUUUCUAGCUUCUGUAAGGGCCUUGUCCGCUGGAAAUGUUUCUCCCUCGCUUUUCCCGACUUUGACGCAUACCAGCUGG
Messenger RNA from Guyanagaster necrorhizus, 567 nucleotides. RefSeq lists its product as uncharacterized. The transcript has a single exon. Gene Ontology annotation, molecular function: protein binding. The record is from RefSeq and is a predicted model, not a curated record. Lineage: Eukaryota; Fungi; Basidiomycota; Agaricomycetes; Agaricales; Physalacriaceae. The coding region runs from base 100 to 471 and encodes 123 amino acids.